CUCAUCCAUGGCUGCGGAGAGUUUCUGCGCAUCAACAAGAAAGGAAAACUCGCAGACUGUGUGUAUUAAAAGGCGAAACGCGGGCUCGCGCUGAUUCGGUGAUUUCUUUUUUUUUGGAAGCUCGCGCAGGAACUUUCCCCUUCCUGACAGGAAUCUGCGCGCGCGCGCCGCUCUCUCUUUCUGCGGACGCAGUGAAAUGAAUCAAAUUCUAUUGUGAUGUAAAAAUGAAGUCGGAAGCGAGCAAGGGCUGACAAACGGAGUUUAAGAGCGAGACCACUGCCCGGAAAAGUGGUACACGGUAUCAGAUUUGACUGCUUAUUUGCAAAUGUAAAUUUUUUUUCAAAGGUUGGAAAAGUUGCUUCACUCUGACCGGCAGGUAUGUGGAUGUAAGGUAGGUGCUAGAAACAAGAAUCGGGAUUGUUACAUCACGCUGAGAUCCCGAAUGAAGUAAUCCGAGGAGAUGACCCAUCAUGUCAUUAAAGUUUUGACUGAGAAGAAACAUCCUUGGACGGAGUUUAUUGGUUGACUGAGUUAACUAUAAGGUUAAGGGACGAUCUCGUCCAUUUUUUAACCCGACGUUCCAGCGAUGGAUAAUAGCUUUCCAGGCAGCAACAGUGCCGUGAUCCAAAAGGGAAAGUUGGUGUUUGUCGAGGCUCAGUUGCAGGGUGGAGCGCCCUGGGGUUUCACGCUCAAAGGUGGGCUUGAACACGACGAGCCGUUAAUCAUAUCGAAGGUAGAGGAGGGCGGGAAGGCGUCUCAGCUGCAGCACCCCCUGCAGGCCGGAGACGAGGUGGUCGUCAUUAAUGAAGUGGAGCUGAGCGGAUGGAGGCAGGAGGCCAUAUCUCUUGUCAAAGGAUCGUACAAAACGCUGAGGCUCACCGUGCGAAGAGAGCGUUGUCCAGGUCCUUGCUGUUCUGACCCGCGUCCUCUGAGUCCUUCCAGAGACAACAGAUGCAGUGGAGGAGUCAAACUACGCAUCAAAAACAGACGGAGUGAGCCUGGAUCUCGACCUCAUUCCUGGCAUUCUACGAAGCUGGGCGAGGGCCCUCAGGACUCAGACAGCAUGAUGCAAGUCACCCAGGGAGGUGUGGGAGCCCCCUGGCACCAGAGCUACCACUCCAGUGCCUCAACCACAGACCUUUCAGGAUUUGAGACAGGAUUCCUUAGGAAGAGCCCAGAUCAGUACAGUUCCCGGGGCAGCAUGGAGAGCCUAGACCACACUCACCCAGCCUACAGCUCCUGCUAUCAACUGUCUUCAUCCAAAUCCUCCAGUAGCAUUGAUCAUCUGCACAGCAAGCGUGAUUCUGCAUACAGUUCCUUUUCGACCAGCUCCAGCAUCCCAGAGUAUCUUGCAGCGGCACCAUUUAACAAGGAGAGGUCAUAUUCCAUGGAGAACGUACCACAGAGAGAAGGGAUGCAGCAGGCUGAUAUACGCUACAUACGCACUGUGUACGACCCCCAACAGGGUGUGUCUGAAGAGCAUGAGAUCAGCUCUGCAGCCAUUAUGAGACCCAGUGACAGCAGAGCACAGUCUAGAAGUGGGAAUGUCUCAGGCCAGAUCUGUCAUCGUGGCAGCAGUAGUAGUGGAAGCAGUGGAAGUAGCGGAAGCACCUCCAGCUCACAACGCCACAGUGUUGGGCCAGUCUGGGAUCCAGUGCACAACCGGCACUCUUACGAGAACCUAAAGGGGGCGCCAGCCCCUCCGUUACGCAGUGACAGCUAUGCAGCAUUUCGCAAUCAUGAACGUCCCAACUCCUGGUCGAGUCUUGAACAUGCUCGGUCACAGCGGGCACUUCACAAGGGUUCCUGGCAUCACUCAAGUGGUUCUGUGGCAACAGGAAAGUCCUCGUUUGGUGCUGAAGGUCAGCUGCACACAGUCAUAGAAAAAAGCCCAGAAAGUAGUCCCACCACCAAACCUAAACAGGGUUUUCCUCAGGCUACACAACCUGGUCGCCUCAUGUUACCCACUAGCAUUUACCCGGUUCCACCUCCCGAGCCUCAUUUUGCACAAAUUCCAACCAGCAACCCAAGCUCUGGAAGCGUAUACCCAGCACUGGCCAAGGAGAGCAAGCACAACAAUCACUGUGACCACUUGGUUGGACCAGUGAAGGAUGACAGGGGCACCGUUGAAAACGGAUACCAAAGCAAUGUUUCUAGCUCAAACCCUGUCCAAACUCAUGUUUCGGCACAACCAAAGCUCUCCGAUAGAGUGCAAGAUGACACUCAAGUCAAACCUGGUUUUUAUCGGCCUCACUGGCAACCACAAAUGCAGAAGUCACAAAUGUCAUAUGCACAGCAGGAAAGGAGGGACCCUUACACCCCUGUGCAACCAAGAGGAGAGAGACCAAAGUUCUCUCUUGGAAUGGAUGAUUACAACAACUACAGGCCACUGCAAGAUGAAGAACAAAAUAAAUGCAAAGAGCAAAGCCUCCACCCAGACCCAGUUUACACUGGGAAAGUCACAGGACAAGUUGCUCAAACAUACAGAGGAAACUUCAUGCAAACUCAAGGAAAUGACCACAUAGUCAAACCUUCAAGACACUACAGUGACUCUAAUGCACUCCAGGAGAAAGGUGAAGACCUGGAUCACCCCCUGACCAGACUGGAAAAUGCACUUGCUGAGGUUCAACGAUGCACCAGUCCAGAGAGUACAGCUAGCCAAUCCAGUUUCCAAAGUGAGCGUAGCAUGUCUGUGCUGGAGAAAGUAAGUCAUUUUGAGAGACAGCAAGUCAAACCUCGCAGUCAUAGCAGCCUCUCCCACCAUGGUUCUACUUGUCGUCUGAGCCAAAUGCCACGACCUUCCAGUGCCAAGAGCUCCUUCUCUGGUGUAGAAGAUGUGCGCAACAUGUUGGAGAGAAGCAACAGUUCAGUUCCUCAUGGGAGAACUCAAAGUACUUCUAGCAUGGCAAGUUAUGAUGGACACAUGGAUCAAGAUUUCCUAACAAGACAUGGGAGUAAUAAUCAUGUCCAACAUCGCCAGCAUCAACAGCCUGUUGUUGCCCACAAGACCUGUCUUCAAAGAAGUAAGAGCACCUUUCAGCUUGGUGAGGGGAAUAGUAAAGACAUCCAUGGGAAAGGUGACAUUCAUGACAUCUUGGGCACCAUCCAAGACACGUCUUUUAACAGAACUUAUAGAGACAGCAUUAAAGAUGCCCAGUCUAUGGUUCUGAGGUCAACUUCCUUCAGAAGACGUGACCUUAAUGUAAACCCUCCACCAGUGCCAGCUAAACACAUGUCUCUAGAACGAAAAGGAUCCAGUACAAGUCCAAAACCAGCUACAACAUCCCCACACACUCCAAAGGAACGUCAUGUUGUUCCUGUUGAAGCACCAAACAGAUCCUUUCCUCCUGAUCUCCCCAGUGUCCCAGCUGUUGGACCCCCAGUUUUGCGGAUCUGUGGACGCAAACGAUUCACAAUGGAGCAAAAGAAACGGUCAUAUUCUGAGCCUGAAAACAUGCAUGAAGUUGGAGUGUUGACUCAGGAAACCAAUCAGGCUGAAAGGAAGGUUCAACAGCAGUUUCUGGCAAGUGAGACGAGUGUUGCAGACAGACGCAGGAUGUUCGAGCAGGUGGCGAAUCGUAACGCUGACCCCAGAUUUUUCUCCUCCAGGCCUGAUUUGAAGCAAAUGCAACAAGAUGCACUUGUUGAGUAUAUGGAGCGCAAAACAGGUAGAAGAGUAGAUGGACGCCCAAAUCGCCCGCAUAGCGCUUAUAUACAAUCUGCUUCUUCCUCUUCUGCUGACUCUCAAAGCCUCAUCUCCACCCCAAGCAUGAGCUCGUUGCAAGAGCCAGCAUACGAUGGCCACACUGGUGGUAUACGGAAAUCCUCCACCCUUCCGGCAGGAAUGCAAAGCUCCUUUUACCACCUUAAAGGAAGCCAAAACCACACACGGCCUGAGGUUUUUGGCCAGCAGUCUCAAGGCACAAAUCUUGAAUCUCACAAAUCAGGCACAGUUCUGAGACAUACCCUUCCUCAGCACUUGGAAGCCACUUUUGAGAGAGCCACGUCGGCCAGAAGCUCAGGGAGGUCAGCUUCCGCUGAGGAUUUGCUGGACCGUAGUGAAGAACGUCCCAUUACUCAGCACUUUCGAUCCAAGUCAUCUCCUAUGGAGAACUUUAGUCAGGACUUCUUAGCCACAGAUCUUCAGUUGCUGAGAGGUUCCUCCAAGGAAUCCUUUGAAAACAGGGUGUUGGCAAACAUGGGACACAAACAGCCGUCAAGUUCAGCACGUAUGGAGAGGAGUUACCAGCUAAACCAGGGUCCUGUCCAGCAAAGCGCACCCGUGUUGAGGCGCGAGCGUCAGAGACAUUCAGACCGGCCUAGGGCACAGAGUGCUUCAGGUCUGGCUGCGUCUGUGGGACUCCCUUGCCCUUUCACCUCUCCAGGCGCUGCCGCCAGCCUCGACUGGCAUAACGGAGACAGACUGUAUCAGCCCAACCUAGACUCCAUUGCAUUUCCCGAAACUGGCCCACAAAGUCAGAAGAGUCCACCGGGAAUGGUACGGCAAAACUCCAGCGACACCAGCACUUCUGAAGACACCCUGAAAGACUUCCCGUGUCCGGUGGCCACUCCGUCACAUCCACACCCAGAGGUCACAGGGUCACAAUUUGAUUCAAGGCCGCAAACCCUUCCCAAGAGCCCGGUUUCCCCAACAAAGCCACUUCUUUCUCUUCGGAUCUCAGAAUCUAAUCUUAUUGAUGUUCAGAGUAUAGCUGUGUCUCAAGAUGACGAUGAAGUGUUUUUUGCACCUCCACCUCCACCUGCACCACUGCCCAUGAGAGAGACGGAGAUUACGGAGGACUUCCCGCCUCCUCCGCCUCUCACACCACCAGUCGAGGAGAACGUGGAAGUGUCUUUACAGCAUAUGGGACCAUCACGGCCCAUCAGCGAGGUAGCCCACCCGGAGCCUGAGCGCUCGACUCCACCGGUGAGCCCCGACAGCCCCGGCGCUGCCUCCCGACCCCGGUCCCCAGAGCAGGAGGCCCCUGAGAUACUGGGGCCCGACUACCAUCUGCUGUCCAGACGAGAGCGGACGCAAGCCGAGCUGCUGGUGGAGACCUUAGCCCGAGAGCUGCUGAGCCACGACCAAUCCCUCGCCUCGCUCCUGGACGCCUGGGCGGGCAAAACCACCCUGGACCUGAUGGAGGGCAUCUUCCCAUCGCACGGCAGCCGUCUGAGUGACAGGGCUCAAGAUGGUCCAGAUACUCUCUCUCAGGCUGUUCCGAGAAAAAUGGAAACCAACCUGGACGAUGAAGAAGAUUACUUGAAUCAGAAGAAGGCGGAGCUGUUGCGGGCGCUGCGGCUGAGCACGCGCUCGCUGCGGGCGGAGAGAGACGAGCUGUCGGAGCAGCAGAAGCGCUUCACGGCUCUGGGCGGCAGCACGGAGGCUCUGGUUCAGCAGCGCUGCAAACCCAACGAGAGAGAGAAGUACCGCAUGUUCGUCGGAGACCUGGAGAAGAUCGUCAACCUGCUGCUGUCGCUGAGCGCGCGACUCGCUCGCGUGGAAAACGCCCUCGACGCGCUGGAGGACGACGACGCCGCGGAGGAGCGGGAAUCGCUGCAGCUGAAGAGGAAGCAGUUGUGCAGUCAACGGGAAGACGCUCGCGAGCUGAAGGAGAACCUGGACCGGCGCGAGCGAGUGGUUCUGGACAUUCUGGCGGGUUACCUGAGCGGCCCGCAGCUGCGUGACUAUCAGCGCUACAUCCGCAUCAAACCCGCCCUUCUGAUUCGCCAGCGCCACCUGGACGAGCUCAUCCGGCAGGGGGAGGAGCAAGUGAAGAGGCUGGAGGAGACCCUCCCAAAGAACACUGACCCCGCCCCCCAAACGCCACAUUGUUUUAACUCCACCCACUUGCCACGUCCCACCACUGUGACCUCACUCUGACUCCGCCCAUCAUACGAUGACGUCUCUUACAGCAGAGGACGAAUCGGAAAUCAACGCAAUGCACAAAGAAAAGUGCCUUAAAUGAAGGAGACUAUUUCUGACUUUUUAAAGUAUAGAAGACCAUAACUGUGGUUUAUCUACACUAAACAACUGCACAGCGCAUGUACACUACAUACUUAGCGUAUAGCACAACACUGAAGCACAAUGGCACAAAACGCCUCGUUCUGAUUGGCCGAAACACAAAUAAUUUCCAGCCCAGAGCACUUUGAAACACUAUGAACCACAAUGACGUCACGAAGACAAGAAACUACCGAACACGCAAAACACUUAUUACCAUCUAUUUGAAAUUUUUGUUGUCGAUAAAAGCGACAGCUGAUUAUUUAUGAUUUUACGUUGUUUAGAAACUAUUUUGUACUCUGUACGUUGCUGUACAUACUCAGUCCCCUUGUGAUUUUAAAAUGUAGAUGGUUAAGAAGCAGUAUAGAUAUUGUAUUUUUGUAAGCAAAUGACUAGCGAGGGUGUUUUGGGGCGGCUUUAACAGGUGCUACUAUAUCUAAAUCAGAAACCAUAAUGAUGGUUCAUCAGCACUUGAACACAGUAUCAGUACAUGGUUUCUGUAGUGAUUAGGAAUACAAAAAAAUCUGUUAAAACUGAACAUCAUACUACUCGGUUUGAUCACAAUGCACACGCCCAAACUCUUUUGCCAAUAUGUUUUAAUGUGUGGCUGUUUUUUUUUAAUUUGGAGAACAUCUUUUAUUUACGAAAUAUCUAACCCCUGCACUGCAUCUGUACGAGAAGGCCACGAUAGCUCAGAAUGGAAGCAUUUAUUCUUGUAUGAGAGGCUGAACUGCUGUUGUGAACCCAUACACAUGCGAUUGUCUUUUUUUUUUUGUUUUUGAUGGGGCUAAUCUGAAGAAAGGUUCAGCCAUGCUUUACACUGUUUAAAAGCAAAAACAGCACAAUUGGAAGGCAAAAUAAAUCUAUUUUUUAAAUACAA
Puntigrus tetrazona (Sumatra barb) is the source of this 6881-nucleotide messenger RNA. RefSeq names its product shroom family member 3 (gene shroom3). Gene Ontology annotation, cellular component: cortical actin cytoskeleton; adherens junction; apical plasma membrane. Lineage: Eukaryota; Metazoa; Chordata; Actinopteri; Cypriniformes; Cyprinidae. Gene Ontology annotation, molecular function: actin filament binding. Gene Ontology annotation, biological process: actin filament organization. The record is from RefSeq and is a predicted model, not a curated record.